Chara braunii is the source of this 2139-nucleotide messenger RNA. Lineage: Eukaryota; Viridiplantae; Streptophyta; Charophyceae; Charales; Characeae. The record is from the annotation of a GenBank genome assembly.
CCGAUUUCCUUGCUGAGAAUCAGGUUCGUGUUGUUGCCUCCCUCCCUUGCUACACCGUGGAGAACGUCUCCAAGCAACGAGGCGGAGGGGUGUUCGAGAAGAGUAUCGCAGCCCUCCAGAUGCUAAAUUCUCUGGGUUAUGGCAAAGAAGGGUCCCCUCUGCAGCUUGAUCUGGUAUACAAYCCCUUGGGGGCUUUCCUUCCUGCGGCACAGGACGUCUUGCAGGCAGCCUACAAGACGRAACUGUUCGAGGCGUACGGCAUAACCUUUAAUAACCUGUUCACUGUCACCAACAUGCCAAUCAAAAGGUUCGCCGACUAUCUGUAUCGCAAAGGGGAGAUGACAUCCUACAUGAACCUGCUCCUCAGCAGCUUCAACCCGGCGGCAGUAGAUAGCGUCAUGUGUAGGGAUAUGGUCAGCGUCGGAUGGGAUGGGGCCUUGUUUGAUUGUGAUUUCAACCAGCAAUUGGGGUUGGGAGUGGGAGGGCAAUCUGUGCCAUCGACCGUGUUUGAUCUGCAUUCGUUCGAUCAGCUGAUCGGCCGACCAAUCGCCGUAGAUGAUCACUGUUAUGGCUGCACGGCGGGCCAUGGGUCGAGCCUUCAUGGCUCACUCAAGCUGCUCUGGAGGUCUGGGCACCUGAUUGACGUUUACAGCUUUGAACACAAGUCGGAUGAGCCAGAACGUGCCGUCGUAAUGACCAUCAGCCAGCCAGUUGGCACAACAGCAGGCGAUGCCUCAAAGCUGCACUGGUGGACCGUGGGCAAUGCUGUGCUUUCACCUGCUGCAAGUGAAUUCCAGCAUCUUCUGCAGGUGACUUUCUCUGGACAAGAUGUCUCAAGCUGCAGGGAGACGCCAUCCGCACUUAUCCCUACGCCGACUCCUUCCACUCCUGCUUCAGACGCUGCUGCUGCUAAGGAGUUAGAUCACCUCCUAGCGACCUUGCAGCCAAGCGUCGCUACCCUCCUUCGCAAGUAUCGCGAUGUCUUUUCUUCAUCUGUCUCCUAUAGUAGCAUUCCUCCUAUGCGUGACAUCGAGCACCGCAUCCAGCUGGAACCGAAUUACCGUGUCCAGCAUCGAGCCCCAUACGGCAUCUCGGUCCCCGAAGCCCAGGAACUUCAAAUCCAGAUCGACAAGCUGCUUCGUCAGGGCUUCAUUAAACCGAGCACGUCAUCGUGGAGCGCACCGGUCCUCUUCGAUCGAAAGAAGGACGACGCCCUUCGCCUCUGUUUCUAUUACCGCGGCCUCAACCAGUAUACGGUCAGAAACAGUUAUCCCAUGCCCCGUGCAGAUGACCUGUUCGACCGCCUCGCUGGCCAUCAUUUUUUUACGAAGAUUGAUCUUCGCAGCGGAUACCACCAGAUCCGUGUGGCCAAGGAGGACAAGCACAAGACCGCGUUUCGCUCUCGAUGUGGACACUACGAGUUCACUGUCAUGCCUUUCGGCCUCCGUAACGGUCCUGCCACCUUCCAGAUGGCUAUGAACACGAUGUUCCAGGACCUUCUCGAGGACUUUGUUCUAGUCUACAUUGAUGAAAUCUUUAUCUACAGUUGUACCUUAGAGGAGCAUAUGACCCACCUCCGCAUUGUCCUCCAGCGAUUACGCGACCACGGAUUCUAUGCGAAGCUCUCCAAAUGCGCCUUCGCUCAAUCCAAGGUCGACUUUCUAGGACAUCAGGUCUUCGAGCAUGGACUCCACAGGGACGACUCGAAGAUCCAGGCUAUCGUCGAUUGGCCUACACCUACUUCUCUUCCUGCGCUACAUAGUUUCCUCGGGUUGACCAACUACUACGGUCAUUUACGGUCAUUUUCUUAAAAACUAUGCGCAAUACUCUUCACAGUUGACUCCUCUGACCCGCGGACGUCUACCCUUCCAUUGGACCCCGACUCAUGAGGAUGUCUUUCGCUCUCUGAAGCGACUUGUCACGUCAGCCCCUGUCCUACACCUACCCGACUACCCCCGCCCAUUCAUCGUCACCACCGACGCGUUCGACUUUGCCAAAGGAGCUGUCCUCUCCCAGAUUUACCCAACCCCUUCUACUUCUCCACAGCCCCACAGAGUCUCGUCUCCCUCGCAUUCCUCGCUUUCCCCCCCCACCCCGAGCGACUGCGGCUCGACUUGUACCUAUCGAGCCCACCACCUC